Molecule: messenger RNA, 1149 nt
Organism: Protobothrops mucrosquamatus (brown spotted pit viper)
Lineage: Eukaryota; Metazoa; Chordata; Lepidosauria; Squamata; Viperidae
Gene: SFXN2
Product: sideroflexin 2
Exons: 12
Coding region: 60-1025 (321 amino acids)
Biological process (GO): serine import into mitochondrion; monoatomic ion transport
Cellular component (GO): mitochondrial inner membrane
Molecular function (GO): monoatomic ion transmembrane transporter activity
Source: RefSeq, a predicted model, not a curated record
UGCUUUCAAGGGAAAGGUGUGUGUCUUGCCGAGUGGUGCUUGGCGAGUUACAGUGAACAAUGGCAAGUAUUGCCAAGUUUAAUAUUGAUGCCCCUCGCUGGGACCAGAAUACUUUUAUGGGGCGUGUAAAGCACUUUUUCAACAUCACAGAUCCACGGACACUGCCGGUUUCAGAGCAAACGUUGGAUUCAGCGAAAACAAUUGUAGAGAGUUGCAGGGCAGGUUCGGUACCCCCUGGAACCAGUGAGGAACAGCUUUUCUAUGCCAAAAAGCUAUAUGACUCAGCUUUCCAUCCUGACUCAGGGGAAAAAAUGAAUUUAAUAGGGAGGAUGUCAUUUCAAGUCCCUGGAGGAAUGGCUAUCACAGGCUGCAUGCUACAAUUUUACAGAACAGUUCCAGCUGUGGUGUUUUGGCAGUGGGUAAAUCAGUCUUUUAACGCCAUUGUUAAUUACACCAACCGGAAUGCAGCUAGCCCCAUCUCAGUCAAGCAAAUUGGAGUGGCUUAUUUCACCGCUACCAGCACUGCCUUGGCAACUGCCGUGGGACUCAACCUUUACACUAAGAGAGCACCAUCCCUUGUGGCACGUUGGGUCCCAUUCGCAGCAGUAGCUGCUGCCAACUGUGUGAAUAUCCCCUUGAUGAGGCAACAGGAACUCAUUAAUGGGAUCACGGUGACAGACGAAAAUGACAAUACUCUGGGAAAGUCCAGGAGAGCUGCAAUCAAGGGGAUAACUCAGGUGGUGGUUUCCCGAAUUGCUAUGGCUGCUCCUGGCAUGAUUUUGUUGCCUAUUAUCAUGGAGGCAUUAGAGAAAUAUCCAUUCAUGAAGAAAAUCCAGGUUCUCCAUGCUCCCUUGCAAACAGUUCUUGUUGGAGGGUUCCUUGUGUUCAUGGUCCCAGUCGCCUGUGCGCUUUUUCCACAGAGAAGUUCAAUUGCAGUUUUGCACCUGGAGCCUGAACUCAGAGAACGAAUCGUAGCUGAACAUGGGGACAAAGUGACUUUUGCCUAUUUUAAUAAGGGUUUAUGAGUGAAAACUGCCUGGACUUGGUGCCUUAUCCCAUUAUGGACUUCUUCUCCUGGACAAAAACCUUUAUAGGGUGUUGUCAGGAACAGAGCUCAGAAUAUUCCAGAAAGAGCAGCACUCUAUCUCC